AUGGAACGAGCAUGUGACCUUCUUUUUGGAGUCUCAAUAUAUGCUGAGCCAAACAAGAGUGGAAUCAUUGAUCUUGCUUGUUCUGCUAUGAAUGAGUUAUCAAAGAUAGCUGUUGCAGGGGAACCUUUAUGGCAACCUCAGAAAGAAAAUAGGUACGAGACUCUAAAUGAUAUUGAAUACUUGAGACAAUUUGGUCAGGUUGAUACAACGCUAAGGGAGAUUAUGAAGUUGAUUGAGGUUGAACCUCAACAUUUACCAAGCUUUGGCUCAUAUCAAACUGAGCAUCCAACAUCAAAUGCACCUCCGAGAGAAACUCUACAAAUUGAAGCUUCACGUGAUAUGGCAUAUAUUAACACAAGUCCAAUCAACAUUGUUGAAUUCCUUAUGGAUGUGAAUCAAUGGUCGGGAGCAUUUUACAACAUUGUCUCAAGAACAACGAUCCUAGGAACCUUUUCAGAUGGAGAGGAAGGAACCUAUGAUGGCAAAGUGCACGUUAUGAACGCAGAACUUCAUUUGCCUACUCCCCUUGUUCCGACUCGGGAGUGUUAUUUUGCCAGGUACUGCAAACAAUUGUCUCAUGAGAAUUGGGUGGUCGUUGAUGUCUCAUUGGAGAAGUUUUUUCCUUCUCCAUCAACCAAUUUUAGAAGAAGGCCCUCAGGCUGUUUGAUUACGGGAAUGCCUAAUGGAUACUCUAAGGUUAUAUGGGUGGAGCAUGUGGAAGCAGACCAUAGCCAAUUGAAUAAUCAUUUUCAGCAUCUAGUCACUUCUGGUUUAGCUUUUGGUGCAACGCGUUGGCUUGCUUCCAUAAUUCGGCACAGUGAAUGGUUAGAAACUCUGAAUGCAACAACACUUUUUGCAGAUGAUGGAGUUCAUAUCCCUCAAGCUGGGAGGACAAGUUUCUUGAAUCUGGCGUAUAGAAUGAUGAGAAGCUUUUGUGCUGAUAUCAGUGCUUCCACAUGCAAUCCAUGGAAGCAAUUAAGAGGUCCAUUUCCUGAUUCUACAGAUGUGAGAGUCAUUUUAAAGAAUAACAUGGAGGAUGCUGCUGCUGCGAAGCCUCGUGGUACAACGGUGGUUUUCGCUACUUCUCUUCGGCUUGAAGUCCCCCCAAAUCGACUAUUCAACUUCCUUCGUCGCGAGAAUUCCAGAAGCAAGUGGGAUUUGCUUUCACGGGAACUUUCUAUUCGAGAAUUCGCAUACAUGACUAAGGGCAAAAAUCCAGGGAAUCGUGUUUCCUUGAUGCGAGCAAAUACUUCUGAGGACAAGAUUGAAAUCUUUUAUCUGCAAGAGAGUUGCACAGAUUCAACAGGUUCCUACGUAAUUUAUGCUCCACUAGACGGGUUUGCUCUGUCAGAACUUGCAAAUGGAUGCAACCCAGACAAUGUAAUUGUUCUUCCAUCAGGGUUUGCUAUCCUUCCAGCUGAAGGGUUGCAAGGAGAAGAUAGUGGCACUGAAAGUCUUCUAACUGUGGCAUUCCAUAUCAUGGAAAAUUCCACCAGUAGGCCUAUACCUCCUGAAUCAAUUGAAACCAUCCACAAAAUUAUAACGGAAACUGUUACCUCUAUAAAGGAUGCAGUGCAGUAUCAUAAUCUACUCAACAAUUGGAUAGAAGAUUGA
Molecule: messenger RNA, 1614 nt
Organism: Gastrolobium bilobum
Lineage: Eukaryota; Viridiplantae; Streptophyta; Magnoliopsida; Fabales; Fabaceae
Product: homeobox-leucine zipper protein PROTODERMAL FACTOR 2-like
Exons: 7
Coding region: 1-1614 (537 amino acids)
Molecular function (GO): lipid binding
Source: RefSeq, a predicted model, not a curated record